AUGUGGUUCACCGCUGGGACUCUUCACCUCAUCGUUAUGGCUCAGACUAUCGCCAGAGGAUCGGGUCGAGAAUAUCAACUAGAGAAUAUCGACCAGGCCUUCCAAAACUUCAUGAGAGAAUACAAUAAGAAGUAUGAGACGGAUGAGCAGUACCAGGUUGCAAAGGCUGCUUUUGCAGAAAGCAUGCGAGAGAUAGAGGAGUUGAGAGCAAAUGGUUGGCGGCGAAAGCUUAUGUCCCCUCAUGUUUAUUAUCCAGGCGAUAUAACUCAUGAGGUCGGGCUCAAUGAAUAUGCCGAUUUACCAUCCGAAGUAUUCGAUAAAGCGUUCCAGUGCGCUACAGAUCCGCAGUUUAAAGAAAACCUGCGCUCAGUCACUGCGACUUACCCACAAGACAAGAUAGCAGCUCCUCCCCCGUCGGUUGACUGGGAAGCCGCUGGUGCUUUGGCUCCAGUCAGGGAUCAAUCGACUCGGCUGAACAAAUGUGGCGCCUGUUAUGCCAUCGGCGCUACAGUUGUUUUGGAGAGCCGUUUCAAGAUUCAGACCGGCAUUGCUCAAGUGGUUCCGUUCUCAGUUCAACAAAUAGUUGAUUGUAGUAGAGCCUACAAAAAUGAAGGUUGCGAUGGAGGUACCGCUAAGUGGUCAUAUCUGUACACGAAGGAUAGUGGUAUAGUGCGAGCCAGGAGCUACCCCUAUAAGGCUAAGGUUGGUGCGUGUAAGAACUCCGUCGCUAGAGAUCCAAACCUGAAGUGUCUCAAGUAUGGUGUUAUCGAUAGAAUCGUUAACGUACCAGCGGCCAACGAGGCUCUCAUGAUGCAAGCUGUAGCUACCGGGCCAGUGGCGGUUAGUCUGUGUGCUUUCGCCCCGCCAUUCAAGCAUUACAAAGGCGGGAUUAUCACAGCCAAGACCUGCGGAGUGUCUACCCCGACCCAUACGGUAACUAUCGUUGGUUACAACACUUCAUCGGAUGGAAUUCGGUAUUGGAAAAUUCUGAACUCCUGGGGGAAGUCUUGGGGAAUGAAAGGCUUUGCUUACAUCGAACGAACCGGCAACGAGCCCGGUCCAUGUAAUAUCCUCUCUCUCGACGAAGUUUACCCCACCUUCUCCUCUAUGGUCAAGAGCUCUCCUUGCGCUGGAACUCGUUGA
Perkinsus marinus ATCC 50983 is the source of this 1143-nucleotide messenger RNA. RefSeq names its product cathepsin L, putative. Gene Ontology annotation, molecular function: cysteine-type endopeptidase activity. Lineage: Eukaryota; Perkinsozoa; Perkinsida; Perkinsidae. The transcript has 9 exons. Bases 1 to 1143 code for a protein of 380 amino acids. Gene Ontology annotation, cellular component: lysosome. The record is from RefSeq and is a predicted model, not a curated record.